CAUGGAGGAAACUUCCCUGUGUUCACAGAAACCGAUGAUAAUCAUGACUAUGCAGCCCCCUGAGAAUGAGAGACUCCGAAAAGGGGGGAAUGUCCAAGGGCUGAACUAAUCACAAGAAGGAGACCGAGGACAACGCUUCUGGACAAAGUGAAGCUACAGAAAAGUAAUAGAGCAAUUGCAGUGUAGAUGGAACGCAGUAAUCACAAUUGAAAAGACGGUCCUCUCAUACUCACACGAAGUGUCCUCCUGAAUGUGGUCAGGCGAUCAGGUUCUGGCAGUGCCUGCGGACAGCAACGGCAAACAGAUAUUAUCCAUUCCAAGUCCUGCCAGACAUUAAAGCCCGCCUCCUUUCAGAAUUGUUGUGUGUAACAGUGGGCCUUUCGGCCGGCAGGGACGGAGCGGACCGGCGCGGGUUCUGGGCGGGGAUGACCCCGGCGGGCCCGGGCCGGCCCGGACACCGAAGCCCGACUUUAGAUCUCUGCCCGACCUCGGGCCCCGACCAUUUCAACUCCUCUUCUCGCCAGAAGUCGAUCCUGAUCUCGCGUCCCAAGCCGCAUCCACCAUUCUUUUCCAUAACCCUUCAAGUUUCACCUCGCAGUCUGGCUGUCACGCCCCCUUCUUUCAAAUAAAUGAUCCCUAAGCCAUCCUCGCAACGACAACAUUCGCCAUAUUGCGCUCGGCCGACGGUCCGCUACACCGCCCCGGCUUCGCGCUUAGUCCGUCGUUGAAGAAAUCGGCUCCGGCCCAAAACCGAAGUCGGCAGUCGCCCUUCACGCGCCGAAACCAAUACUCCGGCACUACUACCGCCAACGCAGACGACGAUGACGAGAGACAAACCCGCGGCGCAAGCUGCCACUCCCACUGCGACCGCUAGUCCGGCUCCCGUUCCCGCCGACGACCCAGCCUCGUACACGAGGUCGACCACCAUGAUAACAGCGGAGGAAGCGGCAUUUGGCGACAUGACCAGCGCCACAACAACGACGACCAGCACAAACCACAGCCGCCACUCACGCAGCAGCCGCAAAAUCCCCCGCCCCACGCCGUCUAGCCUUUGAUGUCGGAGUCAACGCUUGUUGCCUCGACCGGCGACGAGGAGGACGAGGAGCAAGAGCAACUAUCAAACGAAGGAACGGAGAGUACUUGUCUCCGGAGACCAGCAGGCCGACUGGACCUCAACGCGACAUCGGUGACAAGUCUUCAGCUCAAAGACUAUAUUUGCGCCAUCGGACGGCCAGUCCCCCGCUCG
Thermothielavioides terrestris NRRL 8126 is the source of this 1246-nucleotide messenger RNA. RefSeq lists its product as uncharacterized. The transcript has a single exon. NCBI's taxonomy places the organism in Eukaryota, Fungi, Ascomycota, Sordariomycetes, Sordariales, Chaetomiaceae. The record is from RefSeq and is a predicted model, not a curated record. The coding region runs from base 822 to 1055 and encodes 77 amino acids.